This is a messenger RNA of Penicillium manginii, 726 nucleotides long. RefSeq names its product NAD(P)-dependent oxidoreductase. The transcript is spliced from 2 exons. The record is from RefSeq and is a predicted model, not a curated record. The coding region runs from base 1 to 726 and encodes 241 amino acids. Gene Ontology annotation, molecular function: NADP binding; oxidoreductase activity, acting on the CH-OH group of donors, NAD or NADP as acceptor; NAD binding. Lineage: Eukaryota; Fungi; Ascomycota; Eurotiomycetes; Eurotiales; Aspergillaceae.
AUGGACGACGUCCUAAUCGAACUAUUAAACAAGGCGUUGGUCGCGGGCGACGCAUUGAAGGGAAAAAUCUUUGUAGACACUUCUACUAUUCAUCCAGAUACGUCGGAAUGGGCCGCAUCGCGCCUCAGUGAACAUGGCGCAGCAUUUAUAGCAGCUCCAGUUUUCGGCGCUAGUCCCGUGGCAGCCUCUGGGAAGCUGAUAUUCGCGGUUUCCGGGCCUGCUAAGGCGGUUGAAACAACCAGACCAUUUAUCAAGGACGUCAUGGGAUGUAGUAUAAUCGGCAUGGGGGAAGACGUGCGAAAAUCAAGCCUUCUCAAAAUAUCUGGAAACAUUCUUGUAAUCAGCUUCAUGGAAGCGAUUGCCGAAGCGCAGGUAUUUGCCGAAGUUACAGGGAUUGGCAAUCAGCAGCUGGAGGAUUUCAUUGGUAAUAUGUUUGGUCCUGUACUCGAAAGCUACUCAAAGCGUAUCACUACUGGGGCGUAUGCACCGCCGCUGGACACACCUCCCGGGUUUGCAGCGGCUCUUGCAAGUAAAGAUAUGAAACAUGCUCUCUCCAUUGCUGCCAGUCAUGCAACUCGUCUUCCAACCCUCGAAAUUGCAUCAAGUCGUCUUACAUCAGCGCGGGAAUAUGCUGGUGAGUGUUUGGAUAGUUCAGCCAUUUAUGGAACAGGGCGAAUGGAGGCGGGUCUACCUUUUUGGAGCGAAAAGAGUCGGCAGGGAAAUUGA